UAAAAGGCUCAUCCGACCGUUGGAGUGACACAUUCAAUUGAACUUGUGCACGUUGCACUGCAGUUCAACUGAGCUUUGGUUUAAUUGACUAUCCGUCGCCACCAUCAAACUCGACAUCAUGCGUGAGUGCAUCUCGGUUCACGUCGGCCAGGCCGGAGUGCAGAUCGGAAAUGCGUGCUGGGAGCUGUAUUGCCUCGAGCACGGCAUCCAGCCAGACGGCCAGAUGCCGUCCGAUAAAGGCGUAGGAGGAGGAGACGACUCCUUCAACACGUUUUUCUCGGAAACUGGCGCUGGUAAGCACGUGCCUCGUGCCGUGUAUGUCGACCUGGAGCCUACUGUCGUCGACGAGGUUCGUACCGGAACCUACAGGCAGCUAUUCCACCCCGAGCAGCUAAUCACUGGAAAGGAAGAUGCGGCCAACAAUUAUGCCCGUGGCCACUACACGAUUGGCAAAGAACUCAUUGACCUAGUUCUCGAUCGUAUCCGCAAACUGGCUGACCAGUGCACCGGUCUUCAGGGCUUCCUUAUUUUUCACUCAUUCGGAGGAGGAACCGGAUCUGGUUUUACCUCUCUCCUCAUGGAGCGUUUGUCUGUAGAUUAUGGCAAGAAAUCGAAGCUAGAAUUUGCCGUCUAUCCUGCUCCUCAAGUAUCGACUGCCGUUGUUGAGCCCUACAACUCGAUUUUGACUACUCACACAACUCUUGAGCACUCUGACUGCGCCUUCAUGGUUGACAACGAGGCUAUCUACGACAUUUGUCGCCGCAAUCUCGACAUCGAACGUCCAACGUACACCAAUCUCAACCGUCUUAUCGGCCAAAUUGUCUCCUCGAUUACGGCUUCUCUUCGUUUUGAUGGCGCUCUGAACGUAGAUCUCACUGAGUUCCAGACCAACUUGGUGCCAUACCCCCGUAUCCACUUCCCGCUGGUUACCUACGCGCCUGUCAUUUCGGCCGAGAAGGCCUACCACGAGCAGCACACCGUUGCUGAGAUCACCAACGCAUGUUUUGAGCCAGCUAAUCAGAUGGUGAAAUGCGAUCCCCGUCAUGGCAAAUACAUGGCUUGCUGCCUUCUCUAUCGUGGCGACGUCGUGCCAAAGGACGUGAAUGCAGCUAUUGCUGCAAUCAAAACUAAGCGUACUAUUCAAUUCGUCGAUUGGUGCCCUACUGGUUUCAAGGUCGGUAUAAACUACCAGCCGCCAACCGUUGUCCCGGGCGGUGACACUGCCAAGGUUCCCCGUGCCGUGUGCAUGCUGUCCAAUACCACCGCUAUUGCUGAAGCCUGGGCUCGCCUUGACCACAAAUUUGAUCUGAUGUACGCUAAGCGUGCCUUUGUGCACUGGUACGUUGGCGAGGGCAUGGAGGAAGGCGAAUUCUCCGAAGCCCGCGAAGAUCUAGCCGCCCUCGAAAAGGAUUACGAGGAGGUUGGCAUCGACUCUAAUGAAGGGGGAGCCGAAGAUGACGGCGGCGACGAGUUCUAAGAAAACAUCCCAAGAAAGGAAAUUGUGCCACUUCAGAACAUUUAAAUCGUAAUGCUCGGUGUCCACUGAGGUUAAACGGAGAUGACAAAAAAAUAAUUUGAACAGUAUUAAAAUUAUUUGAACCGGAAAGAAUCCCUUGAUGUAUUAGGCUUACGGUGGAACUAGUAAAUUUUCCUAAUUUGUAGCGCUUGUGUAACAAUUA
Messenger RNA from Varroa destructor (honeybee mite), 1679 nucleotides. Its product is annotated as tubulin alpha-1D chain. Gene Ontology annotation, cellular component: microtubule. Gene Ontology annotation, biological process: microtubule-based process. The record is from RefSeq and is a predicted model, not a curated record. NCBI's taxonomy places the organism in Eukaryota, Metazoa, Arthropoda, Arachnida, Mesostigmata, Varroidae. Gene Ontology annotation, molecular function: GTP binding; structural constituent of cytoskeleton.